AAUUUUAAAUCAUAUUAAUUUUGAAUUAUAAAUUAGUUAUCAGUAUAAAAAUAAUUAAAACAACAACAAGUUACUUUAGUUCAUAUGAUUAAAUUAUAUUAAUUUAUCAAACAACACUACUAGUUGUUCUUUUUUUUUUUUUAAAAAAAAAAAAAAAGCAAAGCUAACUUCAAAAAUUUUUAGAAUUACAACAAUCACAAACAAAGUGUUACAAUUUCAUUUAAAAAAAGUUUGGAAUUUUGUACUUAUUAAAAUGAUUAAAAGAAAAUUGGGGAGGAAAAAGGAAAGAUAAAAGAAGUAUCCGUUACAAAAAUAAUGAGUAAGGGUAGUGAAGUAAAGAGACAAAAAUGGUAAGCGUGUGAUAUGCAGUAAUUGUUUCCAAAUUUAUGGAAUGGUUUUGUGUUAAAAAUUUUGGAAAAUUGUAGAGGUUGGUUUGAUAUUUAUAAGAAAGUUGAUUGGGGCAUCAAAUUAAAUUAGCAUUUUGUUGUGAAAGAAAAGGGGAAUUGUGAGGGAAAAAUGAUGAAACAAACUUGGGGAAAAAGGGAGAACGGCGACAGGUCAGCAUGACGAGGACCAACCAAAGUUGAAGUCUUUACCUCUGGCCCACCUCCACCAUCACCACCACCGCCUCCACUCCAACUCCACGCUCCCCUAUAUUCCUCUUUCUCUUCUAUUUCAUUAACAAAUCCCCCUCCCCCCCCCCCCCCCCCCCCAACUUUACCCAUAUCGAUUCCAAUCCCUCUCCCCGGCGAGGUCUCCGGACCCCCGGCGGUACUAUACAUGUCGGAUUCCGCCGACCAUCGCCUACCGCCUCCCCCUUUUUCUCGCCCUUUCCCGCUCUACAAGCAGCACUCCUGGUCCCCCGAUGCCGACCGUGACCAAGCCUGGGUGCGCCGCAAAACCCAAAGCAAGAUGCGACGGAGCAAGAGCGUGACCGACGAUGACCUCGAAGAACUUAAAGCCUGCGUUGAAUUGGGUUUUGGAUUCAACUCACCGGAGGUGGACCCUCGACUCUGUGAAACUUUUCCAGCGUUGGGAUUUUACCACGCCGUCAACAAGCAGUACAAUCGUACUCUUUCGAACUCUUCGGCGUCUCUCUGCUCUUCCCCUGUUUCUGACUCUGUUUCUCCCUCUGCCGACGGUAGUCCCGCCGCCAUAAUCAGCCACGGGGAGAAUCCGCAGAUGGUGAAAGCAAGGCUGAAACAAUGGGCGCAGGUGGUUGCUUGUUCAGUACGGCAGUAUUGAUUCUUGCUAAUCAAUUUCAACACUAAAUUUGUGUUAUGUUUUUUCGUUUUCCUUCUCAGACUUCCGUUUCUGACUUGACUACAAAUUCUAAUCAACACAUACACAUUUAAUCCUCAA
Messenger RNA from Cucumis melo (muskmelon), 1362 nucleotides. RefSeq lists its product as uncharacterized. The record is from RefSeq and is a predicted model, not a curated record. NCBI's taxonomy places the organism in Eukaryota, Viridiplantae, Streptophyta, Magnoliopsida, Cucurbitales, Cucurbitaceae. The coding region runs from base 781 to 1245 and encodes 154 amino acids. The transcript has 2 exons.